Molecule: messenger RNA, 336 nt
Organism: Podospora pseudopauciseta
Lineage: Eukaryota; Fungi; Ascomycota; Sordariomycetes; Sordariales; Podosporaceae
Exons: 2
Coding region: 1-336 (111 amino acids)
Source: RefSeq, a predicted model, not a curated record
AUGGAAAGGGGAGGAAUGAGGAGGUACAUUGCCGGCUUUGCGCUGGAGUUUCCAAAAGGCACCGUCCGCAUUGAUGAUGCCAUUGCCGAAAAGGUCCCAGGAGCGGGUUUUGACAAAGUUGCCUUUGGUGAAGAGACCUUCGUGCUUGAAGACGUAGUCGAGGUUUUUGGGAUCGUGGAUGAGCACGCCUGGGGGGAGGGUUGGGACUGUGAGGGCGAGGGUCUCGUAGCCGAAUUGGCGCUGGCAUUUGUUGAACCAGCUGAGGAGGUUCCAGCGGGGCUGGAGGAAUUGAAUACCGUUGCCCACGAGGGGGAGGGUGUCGGGUGGGUUUCGUAG